ACGUUGAUCAAUGACUUGGACAAGAGCACGGGGCGGUAUCGGGAUGAAGUGAGCCUCAAGACAGCCAUCAUGUCCUUCAUCAACGCAGUCCUGAGCCAGGGCGCAGGCGUGGAAAGCCUGGAUUUCAGACUCCACCUGAGAUACGAGUUUCUCAUGCUCGGGAUCCAGCCAGUCAUUGAUAAACUACGAGAGCAUGAAAAUUCAACCCUCGACCGGCACUUAGAUUUUUUCGAAAUGCUUAGAAAUGAAGAUGAACUGGAAUUUGCCAAAAGGUUUGAGCUGGUCCACAUCGACACCAAAAGUGCGACUCAGAUGUUUGAGCUGACAAGGAAGAGGCUGACACACACCGAGGCGUAUCCGCACUUUAUGUCUAUCCUGCACCACUGUCUCCAAAUGCCUUAUAAAAGAAGCGGCAACACUGUCCAGUACUGGCUCCUGCUCGACCGGAUCGUGCAGCAGAUCGUCAUCCAGAGUGACAAAGGGCAGGACCCUGACGCCACUCCCCUGGAAAACUUCAAUAUUAAAAAUGUCGUCCGCAUGUUAGUCAAUGAAAAUGAAGUGAAACAGUGGAAAGAGCAAGCAGAAAAAAUGCGAAAAGAGCACACCGAGCUUCAGCAGAAGCUGGAGAAGAAGGAGCGGGAGUGUGACGCCAAGGCCCAGGAGAAGGAAGAGAUGAUGCAGACGCUGAACAAGAUGAAAGAGAAGCUGGAGAAGGAGUCCAGCGAGCACAAGCAGGUCAAGCAGCAAGUGGCAGAUCUCACUGCACAACUCCAUGAGAUGAGCAGGAGGGCAAUCUGUGCUGCUGGCCCCGGAGGACCUCCAUUGCCACCAGGAGCUCCUGGUGGCCCUUCACCUUCUCCAGCUCCUGGAUCCCUUCUUCCCCCU
This is a messenger RNA of Eurypyga helias (sunbittern), 885 nucleotides long. Its product is annotated as disheveled-associated activator of morphogenesis 1-like. The annotation marks the transcript as partial. The record is from RefSeq and is a predicted model, not a curated record. The transcript has 8 exons. Gene Ontology annotation, molecular function: actin binding. NCBI's taxonomy places the organism in Eukaryota, Metazoa, Chordata, Aves, Eurypygiformes, Eurypygidae. Gene Ontology annotation, cellular component: stress fiber. Gene Ontology annotation, biological process: cellular component organization.